AUUAAAUUAUCAGUUUUAGAAAUUGCAUUUGAUAAUUAUGUUUAACUCAAACUAAUAAGUAAUAAUAUGCUUAUUAGGAGAUUAAAACUAUUAGUUUUUUUCAGUUUAUUUUAAGAUAUUUAACAAUAAGGUUCGUGAGCCAUGGCAUCCAAUACAAUUUUAGUAUAUUUCUACAUAGCACUAACUUUCGUUUCUAUUGUACUGGCACAGCUAAUACCAAUUGGAACGAAACAGACAUAUCAAAUAAAAAACCAGGUAAAUAUUAAAGAGAUCCGAAACACAUCAUACCUAACGGGCUAUGAAUUCAAUACUUUAUUAAAAGUGUCAUCAAUAUGGCACACAAAUGAAGGAGAAACACAAUUAUUACAUUUUGAACUAGAUCCUUUCAAUAAAAUUGGAACAAUAAUAUCACGAAAUAAAAAUGACAUCCCGCAGUACAAAUCUCAAAAUAUUCCUGAUUUAGGAAAAUUGAAGCAUUUAGAGUUUUAUCUUUAUUUAAGUGGAGGUGAAAUUAAAGAGUUUUUCGCACAUAAAGACGAUAAAAAUGCAUUUUCACUUAAUUUUAAAAGAGGUUUAGGUAGUAUUUUUCAAGUACAAAUUAAGAAUCAUGCACAAAUAACACAUGAGAGUGAUUUGCUUGGAAUAUGUAGUGUUUUAUACGAUUUCAAAUCUUCAACUUAUUUCACGAAAAAGAAAUUUUCUUGUAGGGGCUGGAAUUUAAAAGUUGGACGAAGAUAUGAAAGUGCUAUGGAUAUUAACCUUUCAUCACGGCAAGAUAUACAUUACAAGCUUACUCAGGAUUUUAUAUUACGUAGUGUGGAUGCUACAGAAAUACAUGAUAUAAAUGUUGCUUCUAAAAAUGAUAUUGGCUCAAAAAUUGAAUCUCAUAUUGUAAUUGAUCAUGUAGCCUCAGAUAUUUCUGAACAAAAAUUAUCUGAUUCACAUAAUGAUAUUAUUGAUAAACUCAAAACUUUUCAAUCCUACGAUGUUGAAGGAGAUAUUGAUGGUCAGAUUUCUAAAAUUAAUUCUAAUUUAAAAACACAUUUGUUGGCCUACCAAGAGGAAAUGAAUAAUUUGAACAUCGGUAAAUUGUCUACUGCGUACAUAUUUGCACAACUACUUCCAAUUUCUCGAAUAACUAAAACUAACGAAUUCGAAAAAAUAUUAAAAUCAAAAAAAAUGGCUGAAAAUCUUGAUCAAAUUGUUGAUCUUAUGGGAGCUACCCAAACUAUGGAUGCACAUAUUGCAAUUAUGAAAGUUUUUCAAUUUGAAAAUGAAGACGAUUUCGAAAUAAUAGAGCGUUAUUUACAAGCAUUAUCGAUAGCUAGUCGUCCAGAAAAAUCUAUAUUCUUAGAUUUAUAUGAUAUUCUUAUGCUAAAAUAUUCUGAUCAUGAUGAUUCAAAGUUGUACGAUACCUUAUUACAAACUUUAGCGUCUAUUGCACAUAAAUAUAGUUUUAUAAGUCCAGAUAUGUUUGAAGACUCAAUUAUUAUUAAAAUUAAAGACUAUAUUUUACACAAGUUAAAUACUUGUCAAGAUUUUAAAUGUAAAUCUGUUUAUAUUCGUGGUCUACAAAAUUUAAAAGAUCCGUCUACUAUCCCAACAUUACUUGAAAUUGCUUUAGGACAGGAUAAUUCAGCUUCAGUUCAAGCCAUGAAAGCUUUAAAAACUUUUAAUGUAAAACUGUUUACAAAGAAAGAUAGAAAUUUGUUUGAAAAAAUAUUUUAUCAAAUUUCUCAAAAAUUUGAUUCCACAGCUCGAAUAUCAGCGUUAGAUAUUUUAUUGUCAAUGAAACCAUCUAAAACUGAGCUUACACAUUUAUUAGAAUAUGUCGGAUCAAAUGAUAAAGCAUUCGAGAUUAAAAGAUAUACAAUAGAAAAACUUAAUUUGCUCGCUUCAAAGUGCCCGAAAUUCAAAUUAUUGUUUGAAGAUACUUUAAAAAAUAGACCAGAUCUAUAUAAUUACAAUUUGCUUGGACAGAAAGGUCUCUCUUCUGUUCUGGAACGAAAUUUGGCAGUUAAACCAGCCUUUAAUGAGAGUCUGUUGAGUGCACAAGAAAUAUUUAACGGCGUACUCAAACAAGGUGACGUUGAUUAUCUUUUGAAAACUGAAAAGGGCGAGAUAAGUACAUUCAAGCUUGGGCUUUUUACCACUGGUUUAUCUACUUUCAUUUCCAAUAGCGAAGAAGAAGUUGAAGAAGAAUCACAAGAAAUUAAAGCUGGAAUGGAAAUCACAAUUCAAAAUACUCAUUUAAGACCAUUAAUAUUUUUUAAUGGUCACUCUGAACUAAUGGGACAUGUUUGGAGUGGAACAGCAAGUGAACCUACCACAGCAUAUAAAGCUACAGUAAUUCAGCAAGAUCAUGAAGAAUAUAUUUUAUUGCAAAAUGGAAUAACAAUAUAUAUGCAAAUUGUUGGUGCAAAAUCUAUAGAUUUAAAUGGAAAAAUUGAAUUUAGUUUAUGGAAUCGUAAUGCUCAUACCGAAAUUAUCAAAAAAUCUGGAGAAGUAAUUUUGGGUUCUUUAACUUUAGGCUCAUCAUUUAUCAAAAUAAAAAAUGAAUUUUUAACUGAAUCAAAUCCGAAAAUAAACGUCAAUGCAGAUGUUGAUUUUUACUCAGAUAUUAAAUUGUGUAUACAAUUAGAAAAACCAAAAUCUAGUCUAAGACAUCGAAUUCAAAAUACUCUUCAAAUCUUGGGAGAAAAAAAGAAUGAAAUUAAUGUAAUUAAAAUUACUACCAAACUCCCUGGUAAAACUUUGGCUUUAAACCAAAAAAAUAACGAAAUGUGUAAUAUGAUUGGAUAAGAGAUUAUUUCAAUGUUCCUUUUUUAUUUAUAACUGAAUAUUUUUAUAAUGUAUUUAAAAAUAAAUGAAUAUUUUUCUUAUAAAAGAA
This is a messenger RNA of Condylostylus longicornis, 2890 nucleotides long. It is a transcript of the gene Mtp, whose product is annotated as microsomal triacylglycerol transfer protein. Gene Ontology annotation, biological process: lipid transport; lipoprotein metabolic process. The record is from RefSeq and is a predicted model, not a curated record. The transcript is spliced from 7 exons. Gene Ontology annotation, cellular component: endoplasmic reticulum; Golgi apparatus; basolateral plasma membrane. NCBI's taxonomy places the organism in Eukaryota, Metazoa, Arthropoda, Insecta, Diptera, Dolichopodidae. Bases 142 to 2802 code for a protein of 886 amino acids. Gene Ontology annotation, molecular function: lipid binding.